Molecule: messenger RNA, 3234 nt
Organism: Naegleria gruberi
Lineage: Eukaryota; Heterolobosea; Eutetramitea; Acrasida; Naegleriidae
Exons: 1
Coding region: 1-3234 (1077 amino acids)
Molecular function (GO): protein binding
Source: RefSeq, a predicted model, not a curated record
AUGACCACUCCUUCAUUGGCUACUCAUCAAUUAUCUAUGAGGCUUCCCUAUGAAUUGUGUUUGGGAAGGGAAAUUCCGGGAGUGAAGAAUGCUCAACAAGGAAGAAUAACAUCAGAUGGUUUUGUUUCCUUUGUGAUCACUGAAGGGAGACAAGUAAAGAUUGUUGAUAACGAGACCAAAUUGGUUGUUGCAACAUUUUAUUCACCAUCCGAUAUUAAUACUUGUUGUUAUUAUUCACCUAGUGAUAGUGCUGGAGAGAUUCUUUGUUGUUUUACAAAGGAAAAGGAAUUAUUUACUAUUGAUUUAUCUAGUGGUAGAAAAUUAAGACAUUUUAAUCUUGAUUAUGAAAUUAAUAAUUGUUUGGCUGUUGAAAAUCACCUUGUAGUAUUAACAAAUAAUGGUAUAGGUCUUAUGGAUCAUGAUUUUAAUUUUAAAUAUUUACCUCUUGAUAAUCCAACUAGUAUUUAUUAUAGCAAAGAAAAGGAUUUAAUCAUUGUAGGAUUUGAAAGUGGAAAGAUUAUAUUUUACAAGAUAUUGAAUAAUUUAUUAGAGAAAGUAUUUACUCAACAAUUGUGCAAUGAUAGUAUUACAAGUAUUUCAAUUAAUAAUAUUGGCAAACAACAUGAUUUUACUCUUCUUGUUGGAACAGAGGCAAACGAACUUGUAAUGUUUUAUUUUGUUGAUUACUUUAAAUCAUAUCAAUCUAAGCAAUAUAUUGACUUGAGAGAUUAUGCUGAACAAUUGGUUCAAGUUAAAUUAGUUAAUAUUGACAAGUAUUCUUCUCUGAUUUUACUACAAGAUGGAGGUAGUGUCAAAUUACUCAUAUUCAAUUUGAAUAUUUGGAUUUUAACUGAUCAACUAGAGUCUAGUUUAGCAUGUAUAGACAUUGAAAAUUUGUAUUGUAAUAUCUUGGAUGUUCAUGUUCAUGAUUACGUUCAAUAUAAGUCAAAUAACUUGACAAGACUGGAGAUUAGUGUAUUGACAAAUCAAUCUAUUCAUACUAUCACAAUGAAAAAUGACAAUACCUUGAUAGCCAAUCCUUCCUUACAAAAAUUAUUACAUCAAUACAGAUCUAACAUGAACAACUUGUUCGAAGAUUUGUACAAUAAUAAUUUAAUAUCAACAUUGGUAGAAUAUAUCGAAGGAACUGUAUUAAAUCAAGAGGAUUUGAUAUUACCAUUCAAUAACGAUGCUCCAAUGAGUACAAGUCAAAGUAUUAAACAAAGAUUUAUCGUCCACGAUAUUAAGGAUAUUACUAUUUGGAUCAAGAAUACACAAGAAUACGAAUUUUCUGAAUUGGAAAAAAAUUUACAACAAUUACUUGAAAAUACAAAUCGUACAACUCCUCCACUUGUGUUACAGGAAUGCAAAAAGGUGUUACAAAAAUCAAUUCGCAAACUUGAAACCUUAUGUUUGCUUAUUCAAUCAAUAAUUCAUAGAGCUAAGUUAAUUGAAAAUGUUGGUGAUGACUAUACUCCUAGCCUAGUAAAAUAUAAGGAGACUAUCACCUUCAAGGUGGAAUAUGCUAAAACCAUGAUAUGGUUAAUUCAAAAUGGUUUAUUACCAAUGACAUCUAAUAUUUACAAUUAUACCCAAUUACAAACCGAGUGGGAUCAAAGAAAAGAACAACCAUUCCCUAUCAACAAGAUCAAUGUUAGUGAAGAUGAAUUCAAUUCUAUUUUGAAUAUUAUGAAUCUUACUAGUGUUGACAGCGAUAUGGUACCUACUCAUAAUGUUACUAACACUAAAAACUUUUUAAUAGAACAUAUGGCAGAGAAAUGCCAAGUAGAAUAUCCACCAAAAGAUUUGAAAAAUUUCAUUUUACAAAUCUAUAAUAGUAAUAUUUCACUCCAACUCAAACAUUUAAUUAUAUUCUAUUUAAUUAUUGAUAAUAACCAUUCACAUUCAAAUGGUAAUGACGUUUCAAUUUUAAAUAAGUAUGCUAAGGAAUUCAACAUUCCAGCUCCAUAUCAACACUUUGCUGUUGGAUUAUGGCUGUUGGACACUAAACGUACCCAAGACUCAAUUCUUAAUCAAGCUAUUCAUUACCUUUCGAACUUAUUUAUUAACAAUAGCGAAAGUUCUUUCAGUGAAUUGGAUGAAUGGGUUUCAAGUAUACUCAGUAUUUUAAUCAAAUCUUGCUCAUUUAAUUCAGCACAGCGUUUGUUAAACAUUUUGUCUGAUUCAACUACUUCGAACACUUCCGACAUGGAUAUAACCACUUCAUCGAAGUAUUCAAUUGAUUCCAAUAUUCAAGUCUUAAUAUAUUUAACUAAUGAUAUGUAUCACUUGGCUUUUGAUUAUUGCAGAAGUAUGGAGGAUGAAAGUGAGAAGAGAAGAACAUUCUACUGUAUGCUUUACUACUCCUUGAUUGGAAAUUGUUUCAUUGAUUUGCUUUCUAUAUUCCCAUUUGAUGAAAUGGAAAGUUUGUGGAUUGAACAAUAUUUGAAGAAAGAGAAGAAGAAUGAAUUAUUGUUAAGCUAUUACAUUAUGAAUAGUAAUUAUAUUGAUGCCUAUCAUUUGUCAUUGCAAUUCAACAAUAAUAACUUGUUGGCAAUUAUUGGAAAUAUUUUACCACCAAUUCAAAAGGUUAAAUUAGAUCAAAAUACGGCAGAUGUAAAGAAGAAUCCACUUUUGAAAAUGGGUGGUAGACGUAUCAACCAACCAAUUUUCUCAAAGAAUGGAAAUCAAUUGAAGGUAAUUAACCAAUUGACAUCAUUUAAAUCGUGGUUGGAUCAAAAUGACAAGGCUUCAACGUUUACUAUUCCUUCUCUGUUUGAUGCAGCCUCUCCUAAAUGGAUUGGUAAACACAGAAAACACUUGCUACCAAGUGUUGAAAAACAAGAUUUACUCUAUUUACCUCCAAACAAAAUGCAAAUACCUGAAAAGAUGGUUGAUGAAGACGAUGAAUCCACAACCAGUAGUGAAAGUGAAAUGGGUGUGAAACAAACAGUUACCAAUGAUUACGUUCCUCCUCGUUCACAAUAUGGCCAAAAGACUGUGAGAGUUUCAAGACCAGCAGAAGAAGAUGCUUCGAGUGCCUCCCCUAGUGAAGAAGAGGAAGAACAAUCCCUCAUGGUCAAUCGAUUGGAUUACAACAAGUUCAAACAGGUAGAAAAUCAAGAAUUCGAUAAUAACAAGAAGGACGUGUUUGAAUCGUCUGAAGAUGAAGAGUUUGAUAGUGAAGAAUCCUAUGACGAGGAAGAGCCAGAGGAAUAUGUCAUUAGUGAUUAA